GUGAUCGUCUAAGAUGACAUUCGUAUUUCCUACUCCAUAACAAAAUAACAAAAGCUAAAUUCAGAGAUAAUUGUUUUUUUUUGCUGUUAUCUGGCGCCAAUGAAGCUUCACUGCAUGCAGUCGCCGGUAGUGAGCAGCAUUCCUCGGAGCCUGCCGUUUGAGAAGCCCUUUUCAUGUGGCCAAUCUGUUCUCAAUCUGACCGCUAGUAAGAAGGCCUGUCUCCAUGCCAGGAGGAUUAGAUUUCUUGAUUUCGGAGCUCGAUCAUCAGGAAUCACAACAAUCAGAUCACAGGCACAAUCUACCACACCAAGUAAUGGUGACCAAAAGGAUGGAAAUCUUGUAUUUGUCGCAGGGGCUACUGGCAAAGUUGGAUCACGAACUGUGAGGGAGCUCUUAAAAUUAGGAGUACACGUUCGAGCUGGUGUUAGGAGUGUUCAGAGAGCUGAACCCCUUGUGCAAAGUGUCCGGAACUUGAAGCUUGAAGAUGUUGCAGGAGGCACUCAACCUAUAGAUAAGCUUGAACUCGUGGAGUGUGACUUGGAGCAGCUGGACCGGAUAAAGCCAGCACUAGGCAAUUCGUCAAUUGUUAUAUGCUGUAUUGGUGCUAGUGAGAAGGAGGUUCUUGAUAUUACUGGACCUUACCGGAUUGACUACCAGGCUACCAAAAAUUUGAUUGAUGCAGCAACCUCUGCAAAAGUUGAACAUUUCAUUUUGGUCACAUCUCUGGGAACAAACAAAGUUGGAUUUCCUGCUGCUAUCUUGAAUCUGUUCUGGGGAGUCCUUAUAUGGAAAAGAAAAGCAGAAGAAGCACUCAUUGCGAGUGGUCUUCCUUAUACAAUAGUAAGGCCUGGAGGGAUGGAGCGGCCUACUGAUUCGUUUAAGGAAACUCAUAAUGUUACCUUAUCAGAGGAGGAUACUUUAUUUGGCGGCCUAGUGUCAAACCUGCAGGUAGCAGAACUACUGGCGUUCAUGGCAAAGAACCGCAGCCUUUCUUACUGUAAAGUUGUCGAAGUAGUUGCAGAAACUACAGCUCCUUUGACUCCUUUCGGAGAUCUCUUGAAAAGGAUACCAUCUCAGAGACCAGAUUACAGUGUUAAGGAACAAGAUGAAUCGGAUCAAUCGCCGCCUGUUAUAUCAGACAGCACCCCCCCUGUGGAAGAGCCUAAGCCCGCUGUGGAAGAACCUAAGCCGGCUGAGGAAGAACCUGAGCAAAUUAAGGCAACUAAAGCAACACCUCUGUCUCCCUAUGCUGCCUAUGAAGAUCUAAAGCCACCAUCAUCUCCCACUCCUAUUGCGAGCACUGGUGCUGGUGCCACCAAGCCAGAGAUCGUGCCAGCUCCAGCAAGUUCCCCGCCUUUAUCAGUUGAAGCCAGUUCUUCAGAGACAUCAAUAGAAGAUGCAAUUCCUCAGACUGUACCAAAGAAAGCACAUGCCUACUCGCCGUACAUAAAUUACGAAGACUUAAAACCACCCAGCUCGCCAACUCCAACUUUUAGUAGUUCGAAAAAGGAGACUCCUGUAGAAGUGGAACCGCAGCUCACUGGGGGGAAUGAUGUCCCGACUUCACCUUCUCCUAGUUUGCCAACACUGUCUUCAAACAGCGAACCUGAAAAGCCAGUUGAUGAGAAACCAGAAAGCCAUACUGAACCAAAGGCCAAACCCCUUUCACCCUACACAAUGUAUGAGGAGAUGAAACCACCGAGUACCCCGACACCUUAUUCAAACUAAGCUCUGAGUGUGAGUGAAAAGCUUCGGUAAAGAGGUGCAGGUUUUGCAUUCUUUUUUCAGCACACUCACUCUCUCCUCUAUGACUAUUUGAAUGAGGGAUCAUUCUUUGUAUAAAUAGUUAUUUAUGUUAUUCUGAGCAAGUUGAGGAUGCAUCGGCUAUGUUUUGGGGUGAAUUAUGCCAUCUGUAAUUCUCACUUUCUUCAUGAAUGAUUUCGAGCCAUUGUCUGUAAUUCGCAUUGUGAUGACAUUUGUUUAUUAUGACUAUGAUAACUGUUGCCUAUAAUUGUCUUUA
Messenger RNA from Salvia hispanica, 2020 nucleotides. It is a transcript of the gene TIC62, whose product is annotated as NAD(P)-binding Rossmann-fold superfamily protein. The record is from RefSeq and is a predicted model, not a curated record. NCBI's taxonomy places the organism in Eukaryota, Viridiplantae, Streptophyta, Magnoliopsida, Lamiales, Lamiaceae.